AUGAACAACAACGCAUCAGCUGUUUCAUUACGCAAGAGGAAGAAUUCAGAUGUUAGCGAAGACAUAUCGCCAACUCCAAGUAAAGCAAUCAAGAUUGAGAAUUCCGAUAAUGUCGAAGAGCGCACCGAUAACAAUCAUGCCGAAGCUACCGUGACGCCUUCAGUCAAGUCUGAACGAUCAGCGGUGGAUGUCGAGGAGUUCGAUGUGCAAUCGCACAUUUCUGAACUCUACAGAUUUAUUAUCAGUGAACGUGCGCUUGGCCGUGCCCCUAUGAAGAUCCAGAGACUUAUCAACAUGGAUUCUGCGUCUAGAAAUUUCUAUGCGUCAUCCAUACGUGAUUGGAUCGAUCAGGAUCAUGGCGAAUUUUUGGAGCGAUGUAGCCACAAACCAGAUAGCAGAGUCAAUUUCAAAACAACUAGGAAAUACUUGGCGGAUAUCGGAAGACUUUCACGAAUGGCUCGUGGAGCUUCACUGGCUUUUGAGCUUUCCCUCUAUCUCUGCGAGCACUCCUAUUUGCCACCGGACAAUGGCAAGAUUCCACCUAUAAGCCGAGCUGUCUGCGGCCCUUGCGACUCCCUAGUACAUAAACUCUGCUUAAGAAUGAAGGACGAGUAUCCAAAUUUCGAGCCGGAAGAACACCUUUCACGUGUGGACGACCAACGAAAACAUUUCGAGGCAGAUGAUGACGGCCUUAUACCACACUUAUUGAGAACUAGAGAUUUACUAGUAAGCUGGGUAGAAGGACCAUCUGCCGCUCAGGCUAUUUAUGAUAGCACGAAGGAAUUGAUAUUGACCGACUACAACCAUAUAGUAGAAAAAUUACAAUCGGCUGUGGCCAGAAACCAUAGUAGCUCUUCACGCAACUCAAAUGUCCCUGGUCACUUGGUUCCCAGUGUGGAAAAGAGCCUUCCACAGGUCAAACGACUGUUGUCCAUGGCUGGUGGCAAGGGGUUGGCUUUUGACCUGCUUCUGUUUGCUGGUCGGCACUCGUAUAUCGAACGCAAAAAGGACCUUCUUGGUCGUAAGGUGACUGAAAAUUUUGACCAGGCUGCCGACAAUUUACUUGUCCAAAUUUCAAACGCUAUCAGGGAAGAAGACCCAACUUUCAGGCCGGUUGAUGCCAUGGAAAUGCUUAUCGAGGAGAUUGAGGCUACUGGUCAUAACGGAUAUUUCCCGGAAUCUUAUAAGUUAUUCUCGUCUUGGAUGCCAGAAGUAGGAACGUCCCAUGCACGAAAGGACUACGAUGAACUCCACGCAAAAAUAGAACAGGCUCACGCCGCUGUUGAGCGCAGACUCGAGAUUUUCGUCAAAGAUGGAUCUCGUCCAACCGUGGAUUUGCUUGGCAGAAAGAUGGUUGGAUUUGUUGAUGAUGUCAACAAACUCAGCACGAAGUUGGGAGGGCUACUUCCUGCCAUAGAAAUCGCGAUCUUCUUGGGUGAGUGUUCGUAUACAAAGAUGGAAGCCUUGGGCCCGCUCUAUGGCUGGGAUAAUAAUAGCUCAUUCCGUUGCAAGAGAGAUUUCGAUUCUCUGGGAGAUGAUUGUUUGAAGGAACUGCUUCAAAGAGUAAGCGCUGCCCAUUAUUCGUUGGAUAAGGAUUACUACGGGCGUUUGAAGGAGUCUGUCGAUUACCUGAGAGGAUACGGAAUCACUACUUACUUCCCGUUGUCCUUUGAACUACUCCGCCAAUUAUCUUGA
Molecule: messenger RNA, 1695 nt
Organism: Botrytis deweyae
Lineage: Eukaryota; Fungi; Ascomycota; Leotiomycetes; Helotiales; Sclerotiniaceae
Exons: 2
Coding region: 1-1695 (564 amino acids)
Source: RefSeq, a predicted model, not a curated record